Tinamus guttatus (white-throated tinamou) is the source of this 470-nucleotide messenger RNA. Its product is annotated as leukotriene C4 synthase. Lineage: Eukaryota; Metazoa; Chordata; Aves; Tinamiformes; Tinamidae. Gene Ontology annotation, biological process: leukotriene biosynthetic process. Gene Ontology annotation, molecular function: glutathione transferase activity; leukotriene-C4 synthase activity; enzyme activator activity. The record is from RefSeq and is a predicted model, not a curated record. Gene Ontology annotation, cellular component: membrane; endoplasmic reticulum; nuclear envelope.
GGAAGAGGCAAUAUGCUGGAUCAGAUCCAUCUGCUGGCUGCUGUGACGGUCCUGGGCGUCCUGGAGCAAGCCUACUUCUUCCUCCAGGUGAUCCAUGCCAGGCGGGCGUUCGGCAUUUCUCCUCCAAAGGUCUCAGGCCCACCUGAGUUUGAGAGGAUCUUUCGAGCGCAGGUGAAUUCCUCCGAGUAUUUUCCCAUUUUCCUGGCUCUUCUGUGGCAGGCUGGCCUCUUCUUCCAUCAAGGUCUGGCUGCAGCCCUGGGUCUGCUCUAUCUCUGCUCUCGCUACUGCUACUUUACGGGAUAUAAAGCAUCGUCAUCGGAGAGGCUCGCUCCCAUAUACUUCAGCACCGGAGUUCUCUGGGUCCUCGUGGCAGCGGCAGCCCUGGGCCUCUCGCAUUUCUUCCUCACUCACUACAUGGGCCUGAAUGUCCUGCAGCUCCUCACAGUGUGACAGGUGCCUCGGUCCUCGCA